AUGGCGUCACCCGUUGAUCCCGGAGAUGAUCUCUUUGAUAGCCUCCGCAAGACCGACCCGAAGAAGCUGGAUGAGCAAGCGAAAGCUAUAGUGGAAAAAGAUGAGGCCCUUCGUUUAAAACAGGAGCAGAGGUUAAGGGAUUUGAUUCAAAGCAAUUCGACGCUGCCAGUCACUAUCUCCUCGAUCCGGCUCGUCGGGGUACGGAAUACAAGAAGAUCCUUUCUUGACCGAAUAUUCAAUCCUAUCAUUGGUGCAAAUCGAGAUACACCAUAUACGCUGUCAGAGGCAUUGCAAGAGGCUGGCUCGGCGGCAGACAAGCUUCGGCGGUUUGAUAUUUACCAUGACGGGAUAUCUAUUUCCGUCGACAAGCCACCUCAGACCGACCCUUCCUCCACCCCAACAGAUAUCGAUAUCUACCUCCAAGCUCGCGAGCGUGGCCGGGUAUCUUUAAAAACCGGAACCGACCUCGGCAAUGUUGAAGGUUCUGCCUACGGAAACCUGCUCUGGCGCAACAUCUUCGGGGGUGCGGAGUCAAUCAAUUUGAAUGCUUCAGCAGGAACGCGUACAAGGUCGGCAUACCAAGCUGUAUUCGACACACCCAUUCUCAGCGACCCCGACAAAAGACUAUCGAUCGAUGUCCUUGCAAGCUCAACACACAAACCAUGGGCCAGCCACGAAGAGGCCUUGAAGGGAGCGGGUGCUAAAUUCAGCUGGGCUACAGGAGGCGGAUCGAGCCACCAGAUUGCCUACACGGGUAUGUGGAGGCAGAUAACUGGCUUAGCGGGGACUGCGUCACCUACUGUGCGAAGUGAUGCUGGUGAUAGUGUCAAAAGCAGCAUAACACAUACUUGGAUACAGGACCAAAGGGACAACCCUUUCAUCCCACAACGUGGAUACCUGCUCAAAACGAUUUCCGAGAUUGCAGGGUGGGGGCCAUUGAGGGGAGAUGUUGCCUUCUGGAAAUCUGAAUUAGAAACGUCCGCAGCAAUACCUAUUCCCGUACCGGGGAUCAAGGGCGAUAGUGGUGUGAGCUUCACAACUGGGCUACGUGCGGGAAUGCUAUAUCCAUUAUCUGUUGGCUUUGGCUCCACACCCCAGCCCUCGAGGAUAAACGAUCGAUUUCAGCUGGGCGGUCCAACGGACGUGCGAGGGUUUAAGAUGGGUGGUUUAGGCCCACGAGACGGAGCCGAUGCCGUAGGAGGAGACAUCUUCGCCGCUGCAUCUGCAAACCUGUUAAUGCCCCUUCCGCGGCUCGGCAAGGAUACCCCGCUGCGAUUUCAGUUGUUCGCAAAUGCGGGUAGACUGCUUGCCCUCAAAGACCGAGGCGACAACACCCAGAAGAGCGUAUAUGACACUGUUGCCCAGCUUGGAGACGGGCUUCCAAGUCUUGCGGCAGGUGUUGGACUCGUGUACGCCCACCCAGUCGCGAGAUUUGAGCUAAAUUUCAGUCUGCCACUCGUCAUGAGGCGAGGGGAAGAGGCGAGGAAAGGCCUGCAGUUUGGCGUGGGGAUUAACUUCCUAUGA
Molecule: messenger RNA, 1524 nt
Organism: Venustampulla echinocandica
Lineage: Eukaryota; Fungi; Ascomycota; Leotiomycetes; Helotiales; Pleuroascaceae
Product: Mitochondrial outer membrane protein-like protein
Exons: 4
Coding region: 1-1524 (507 amino acids)
Biological process (GO): protein insertion into mitochondrial outer membrane
Cellular component (GO): SAM complex; outer membrane
Source: RefSeq, a predicted model, not a curated record